This is a messenger RNA of Notolabrus celidotus (New Zealand spotty), 1086 nucleotides long. RefSeq names its product paired box protein Pax-5-like. Gene Ontology annotation, biological process: regulation of transcription by RNA polymerase II; anatomical structure development. The transcript has 7 exons. Gene Ontology annotation, molecular function: DNA-binding transcription factor activity, RNA polymerase II-specific; RNA polymerase II cis-regulatory region sequence-specific DNA binding. Lineage: Eukaryota; Metazoa; Chordata; Actinopteri; Labriformes; Labridae. The record is from RefSeq and is a predicted model, not a curated record. Bases 223 to 912 code for a protein of 229 amino acids.
UGCUUCCAACAUGGGCUCUUGCCGCUGUUCACAGCUGAGGUGCUGAUUUCAAAGUGCUGUUACUCCGCACAGCAAACAAACGCACGCACGAAUAGUGUUCACUGGAAAACUUUUUUUCUUCUUCAAGUUUUCUGUUUUAAAUUUGGUUUAAAUAGACUGUUGAAACAUCUGUGAUUUUGUAAAAAACAACGUUUAAUCAAGAAGCUCGACAGAGGGUUUGCGAUGGACAUACGCUUUGGACAGGUGCCGCUCGCCGUCGUGCACAGACACGGAGGGUUGAACCAGCUCGGCGGUGUUUUCAUAAACGGGCGCCCGUUACCGCACGUGCUGAGGCAGCACAUCGUGGAGCUCGCGGAGCGGGGCGUGCGUCCCUGUGAGAUCUCCCGCCGCCUGCGUGUGAGCCAUGGCUGUGUCAGCAAAAUACUGACCAGGUUCAAUGAAACAGGAAGCAUCCUACCAGGAGCAAUCGGAGGCUCUAAACCCAAAGUGGCCACACCCAGAGUUGUGCAGACAAUCCUGCAUAUGAAGCAGUCCAACCCCUCCAUGUUUGCCUGGGAGAUCAGAGACAAGCUGCUGUUGGAGAGAGUGUGUGAACUGGAUAGCGUACCCAGUGUCAGCUCUAUCAACAGGAUUAUCAGAAACAAAGUCCAGUUGCAGUCACGUAAAAGUGCAUCAUCUGCUGCCAGUGAACCGGCGUAUUCCUCCAAGUCAACGCAUUCCAUCAGCGGAAUUCUGGGAAUAAGGAAAUGCAGCAGCAAACAUAAAGAAGGUGGUGACGUCUCCUGCAGCAUCUCCAGCAACCAGCCAUGUUCCUGUAAUGAAACCUUUGAGUGGUCUGACCCCUGCCUAAUGCCUCUCUCCAGUCUGACCUUUUACCCUGGGCUGCCAGCUUAUAAUAAUCAAAACCUCUAAGGGCCUCCAUGUCAUUAUAACUGAACAGGGCUGCAAAGGACAACAAAAUAAAGAAUACCAUCCCCCUGAAUGUUGCAAUCAAGAAUAUUUGGAUUGUAUUCAAUUGUAAUAAACUUAAUAUGACUAGCAUCAAGGUAAAACAAUGUUUGAAUAAAACCAAAAUUGCAUACUUCA